Molecule: messenger RNA, 1332 nt
Organism: Lodderomyces pseudojiufengensis
Lineage: Eukaryota; Fungi; Ascomycota; Pichiomycetes; Serinales; Debaryomycetaceae
Product: ubiquinol--cytochrome-c reductase subunit
Exons: 1
Coding region: 1-1332 (443 amino acids)
Biological process (GO): aerobic respiration
Cellular component (GO): mitochondrion
Molecular function (GO): metalloendopeptidase activity; metal ion binding
Source: RefSeq, a predicted model, not a curated record
AUGAUUCGUGGUUCAUCAAUUUUAAAAAACAAUAUUGUUUCAUCUCGUAGAUUUUUAUCAAAUGGUAUUAAAUAUACAACUUUAUCAAAUGGUAUUACAGUAGCAUCAGAAACUAAUCCACAAGCAUCUCAUUCAACUGUUGGAUUAUAUUAUGGUGCAGGUUCAAGAUCAGAACAUCAAUAUUGUAAUGGUGUUUCUGCUUUAACAACAAAUGUAUUAGUUCAAAAACAAGACCCAUCUACUGGAGUUAUAUUAAGUUCUCAUAAUGAUAGAGAAUAUAAUGGUAUUAUUGCUGAAACUACAAAUUCAAAUAUAGAAGAAGCUGGGAAAUCAAUUUCAUCAAUUGCAUCAAAUGCUGAAGAAUUAAUUAAUAAAUCAAAUUUUGAAGAUGCAAAACAACAAUUAAUUAAACAAUCAAAUGAAAUUGAAUCAAAUCCCAAAUCAAGAGUAUUAAGUCAUUUAGCAUCAACAGCUUAUCAAGGUUAUUCAUUAAGUUUACCAAUAAUCGGAACAACAAAUUCAAUUAAAAAUUUAGAACAACAAGAUUCUUUAAGACAUUUAUCAAAACAUUUAGUAAAUCAUAAUGUUGUUAUUGCAUCAUCAGGAAAUUUUGAUCAUGAAAAAUUAAUUAAUGUAGUUGAAAAAAAUUUAAAAUUAAAUAUUGCUUCAAAACCUGAAUUAAAACCUGCUGCAUUUUUAGGUUCAGAAGUUAGAAUGAGAGAUGAUACUAUGUCCAAAGCAUAUUUUUCAAUUGCUGUUCAUGGUGAAGGUAUAAAUUCUCCAAAUUAUUAUAUUGCAAAAGUUGCAGCUGCUAUAUUUGGUAAUUUUAAUUUACAUUCAACAAAAGCAAAAUAUACAUCACCAAAAUUAGCUUCAAUUGUACAAGAAUAUGAUAUUGUUGAAAGUUAUAAUCAUUUUUCAGAAUCUUGGUCAGAUACUGGUUUAUGGGGUUAUUAUGCAGAAAUUGCAAAUAAAUUUACAAUUGAUGAUUUUUGUCAUUUUUCUUUAAAACAAUGGAAUAGAUUAUCAAUUUCAAUAAGUGAAGCUGAAGUUGCAAGAGCAAAAGCACAAGUUAAAACUGCAUUAGUUGAUGAAUUAUUUUCUUCCAAAGAUAUUACAAAUGAUAUUGCUAAAAAAGUAUUAGCUGUUGGUUAUAGACAUUCAAUAAAAGAAGCUUUUGAAAAAAUUGAUUCAAUAACUGUUAAAGAUGUUAAACAUUGGGGACAAGCUAAAGUUUGGGAUAGAGAUAUUGUUAUUUCUGGAACUGGAUUAAUUGAAGAUUUAUUGGAUUAUAAUAGAAACAGAAAUGAAAUGGCUAUGUUAAGAUGGUAA